CCAGUCCGGACCCCAAUCAAGCACCUUUCCAUCAAUUGCGACAUGACCCAUGGAUUGAGGCUUCCAAAGUGACUGCAGUUCAUCCCGGUGACCUCGACUGGCACAAGAGACUCGUGCAGUCACCUACGUAGCUGCAUCGAACCGCAGGACGGCGGGGACACUUCUGCAGGGUCUUCUUUGACGGAGGAGACGACGACGCCAUGGCGCCAUCUACGCUGGAGCAGUUCAUCCGCUUCGGCACCGAUGCUGCCGCCAUAGAAAGGAUGCUGCGGAUGGCCCAGUCGAUAGCCAUGGUCGUCGCCGCAUACCCCCCGCUGCUGGACGGCUUCGCCCAGCUGGUGGUGCUGGGCAGCCAGGAGGAGCACGCCUGGGCCGACCCCAGGGCCGCGGGCGCGGUGGUCCUCGGCGGCCUCAAGGGGCACCUGGCCCUCGCCCGGCGCUUCUUCCGCAUGUUCCGCUUCCUCGAGUCGUUCCACGCGGCGUACCAGCUGUACACGUCGCUGUACUCGCAGCCGCAGCCGCCGCCCGCAUCAACGGCAGCAGCCCCUCCUCAGCCCGCACCACCCGCCGUUCCUGAUGAUGAUGAUGCCAAGGACGGGGCCCAGCCAGCAGCAGCACAGCAGACGCGCGCAGCAGUCCCGCACGCCCGCGGGGGCGCCCCGGCCGAGGCCUGGCUAGACAUGUUCGGGCGCACCUUCAACGGCAUGUACCUGCUCCUCGAGACGCUGUGCCUCGUCGACGCGAUGCAGGUGCCGGGGCUCUCGCCGUGGGGCCCCGCGCGGGCCUCGGCCCUGCACGUGGAGGGCCAGCGCUUCUGGGUAUUCGCGCUGGGCUUCGGGGUGGCCAGCGGGCUGGUCAAGAUCGUCAAGAUGCUCGCCUAUGCACCGGUGCCGCCGCCGCCUGUGGCGGGAGAGGGCCACGGGACCAAGGGCGAGAAGGGCGAGAUGGCGGACUGGGAGAGGGAGCGGGAGAGGCUGCGCAGGAUCAUGUGGGCGCGCAAGGAGCAGGGACGGCUGUGGAGGGCGAACGUGAAGGCCCAGUCCAAGGGGCUUGUGAGGAGGUGCGUGGCGGACCUGCUGGAUAUUGUGAUGCCUGGGACCAUCGUGGGCUGGUGGAAGGCGGACCAAGGCACCCUGGGCGUCAUCUUGAUCGUCACCACGUACCUCACGGGCUGGGAGGUGUGGGAGAGGUGCGGCAGGGAAGUCGCGAGUCGGUAGGGGAAAUAAACCGUUGAUACAAGUCGAGCUUGGAGGAGCAUAUAUACAUGACUACAUAUGUACCUGGUAUGCGAGUACCUCUCAGGCUGGCCUCUGCUAUUAUUCAUGCUCAAUGCCAGGCCCUGAUUUCCGAGAAAAA
Molecule: messenger RNA, 1356 nt
Organism: Diaporthe batatas
Lineage: Eukaryota; Fungi; Ascomycota; Sordariomycetes; Diaporthales; Diaporthaceae
Exons: 2
Coding region: 201-1217 (338 amino acids)
Biological process (GO): peroxisome fission; regulation of peroxisome size
Cellular component (GO): peroxisomal membrane
Source: RefSeq, a predicted model, not a curated record